AUGCCCGCUGAAGCAACUUCGUUGCAGAAGGCCGAGAUUCUAUGUAGGCAGCUAGCUAACUGGGAUGGAAGCUACUGCCUUACUGAGGCCUCAGAAACUAGCAGUAAUUGUGAAGAGGCUUAUGAAAAAUUAGAGAGAAGCCUAAAAACAGUCGAAAAAUACGGACCAUUAGAUGAAAGGAGAAGCGAGUUCAGGUACGGACCCCGCACUUUUGACAGACGUGGUGGUGACAGACCAAAGUCAGGAGGCAUGCUAGAAAGCGCACCACUUGUUCCGAAGGAAAAACGAGAGCGAGGUCCACCAAGGCGCUAUAGGUGUGGUAUCAUGGGGCAUUUGGCCAAAGAUUGUCGUGAUAGACCUGGUCUGCAACAAGGCACCCCAACAACGGAUGAAUACAUUGAGCGCAUACCAGGACCAAAUACUAAAGUACGAGACGCUUCCGGGGACAUAAUAGAAUUCCUAGACACAAUCCGGAUAGAGGUUAAAUCAGAAGACCAAGUAGAAGUGGUAUCAGUCUUUGUAGGAAGAAGUCCAGACGAGGUGGUGAUUUUGGUACCAAUGCUCUGGAGUUGUUCAAACCUAAGGCUGUUGAAGAAUUCUGAAGCAAAAAGUGCGCAAAUGACCAGCAGGGCAAAUGCAACUGUAGCCAAGGUAGAAGGCCAGCCAAGAGCAACCACAUCAAAAAUAAACAAGCGGCGUCAUGCGAAAGUUCAUAAUGUUGCUUGGAAGAGCUACGACGGAAGGUGUCGAUAUAAUCCCGCUUGGAUUGAUCUCCCGCGACUCAGCAGCUCGUACGGAUAUGAAAGUUGUUGCUGUUGCUCCUCCCAACGGAGGUCGUACAGGCUGAACAGAGCUGACAUGAAUGACACCAUCAAUCUUGCCAAGUCUGCCGCAGUCCUAAUGAAGCAAGAACUAUGCAGUCUUAUUCAGCAAUCGAGUCCUCGCAAGAACCCUCGCAUGGUCCCGGCGCUCUUUCAAGGAAUUCCACAACAGAACCAUACUCAAGAGAGGUUAUAA
Messenger RNA from Ostertagia ostertagi, 1017 nucleotides. Lineage: Eukaryota; Metazoa; Nematoda; Chromadorea; Rhabditida; Trichostrongylidae. The record is from the annotation of a GenBank genome assembly.